CGCCAACUCGAGGAGGUUCGGCCCCCGGAACCUCUUCGAGGUAUAAUAGUAAGAAGUGGGAGGCCCUCGUCGGCUGGAGCGCGGCCUAAGCCUAUCACUUGUAAAAAAAGAGACCUUGAAACCAGAGUGUCCAUUUGCAGAUGUGAAGAACUGGACAAGCGCUUGAAGACAGAGGGAAGAUCCAUAAAUGCUCAUGAAAAUCUCGACUUGUUGGUAGGAAACAUCAUUAACAGAAUGCUAUUCACGGAGAGAUUCGAGAAGAAAGAGGCAGAGAGAUUCUUCUUUCUGAAGAAGAGGUUGGAUGACAUGAUGGAAAACGCCUCACUAUUCGACAUGCUUGUUGAAGAAUGGAAUGUGAAUUGGCCGUUGAUCAGAUCGAGGACAGACCGUCUGUUGGAGCCGUUCUAUACCGUCAUGGAUUUCAUACGUAAUCAAAUUGAGCAAAGGAAACGUGAAAUAGCCAACGGAACUCACGUCCUGCAAGGCGAAGGCGACGAUUUUGUUGAUGCUUUUCUGGUUCAAAUGAAGAAAGAUAAGGAAAGUGGAGUACCAACAAGCUUUGAUGAUGAAAUGUGGCAUGUCACUAGCUUCGACUGUGGCAUGGUGGGCAAAAACUACAAUUACAACAUUGGAUGGGCUUUUCCUUCUGACUUCUUCGAUCCUCAUGAAGGGCGCGCACUGGAUGCAAAUCUGUUCUUCAAUUCUGUGAAAGGGAAAGUGGAGGCAGAACUACUUUCCCUCACAAAAGGUCGACGCUUGCUCUCAAUCGCGGAUAGGCCAAACACUCCGUACUACAACGCCACACUGACUGGGGCCACUGAAACUGUAGCCCGCCCUGGCUGUAUGGGUGAUGUCCAGCCUAUUAUUGAAAUCCACAGAUGUGCAUCACUAAUUCCGAUGAAUCUGUGGCGAAACACAUCUGAAGACACUGCUGUUGGAUCCUAUGUGAUUCCUAAAGGAACCACCAUUACUGCUCAGAUCUCUGUCAUUAUGACUGAUGAAAAAUACUUCAAAAACCGGAACGAGUUCAACCCCGAUCGUUAUCUAAAUGGUAACAAGCUGGAUCAAAAGGUGGUUCCCAUUCGGUCUGGGAAAGAGAUCAUGUCUCGGAGAAUCAUCGCCAACAUUCUGCUUCGUUACAAUAUCGAUGCCGAUCCUUCACACAAGCCAAGCAUGAAGGCCAUGAAUGACCUCCAAUUCUUCAGAAAGCCACAACCUUAUCACAUUCAAUUUGAACGACGAUCAUUAUGA
Messenger RNA from Cooperia oncophora, 1251 nucleotides. The record is from the annotation of a GenBank genome assembly. Lineage: Eukaryota; Metazoa; Nematoda; Chromadorea; Rhabditida; Trichostrongylidae.